UUGGGAAGGCCGCGGCCCCCUGAACAGAGGGACGUCCUCGUUCUCGGAGGCAGCAGACCAGGCGCGCCGUUAGCCGGAGCUUGGACGGUCUGGAAACUACAGGCGCCCCUGCCCUGGCUGGACCAUGGCGCCCCCGCGGAACGUGGUGAAGAUCGCGGUCCAGAUGCCUGAUGCCAUCCCGCAGCUCAUCCAGCUGGACCAGGCAAAGCCUCUGGCCGCUGUGCUGAAGGAGGUGUGCGACGCGUGGAGCUUGGUUCACUCAGAACGCUACGCCCUGCAGUUUGCUGAUGGACAUAGGAGCUACAUCACUGAGAACAACCGCACAGAGAUCAAGAAUGGCAGCAUCCUGUGCCUCAGCACUGCCCCAGACCUUGAGGCUGAGCGGCUGUUGGGUGGGCUGCAGAGUGGGAGUCGUGAAAGGCGCCGAGAAGCUCUGCAGCACCUCGUCUUGCUGACCCCGGACGUGACCUUUGCCCAGGAGGUCAUCAGCCGUGAUGGGCUUCAGAGACUAGGCACCAUCAUUGAGGAUGGGGAUGACUUAGGGGAGGUGCUGACCCUUGCACUGAGGGCCUUCUUGGAGCUCAUGGAACACGGCAUGGUGUCCUGGGAGACGCUCAGCAUCCCCUUUGUUAGGAAGGUGGUGUGCUACGUGAACAUGAACCUGAUGGAUGCAUCUGUGCAGCCUCUGGCCCUCAGGCUGCUAGAGAGUGUGACCUUGAGCAGUCCUGCCCUGGGCCAGCUGGUCAAGAGUGAGGUACCCCUGGAUAGGCUGCUGGUCCACCUACAGGUGAUGAACCAGCAGCUACAAACCAAGGCUAUGGCAUUGCUGACAGCCUUGCUCCAGGGGGCCAGCCCUGCUGAACGCAAGCACAUGCUUGACUACCUGUGGCAGAGAAACCUUCGCCAGUUCAUCUAUAAGAAUAUCAUCCACAGUGCAACACCAUUGGGCGACGAGAUGGCUCACCAUUUGUAUGUACUGCAGGCCCUUAUGUUGGGGCUGCUGGAGCCACGCAUGAGGACGCCACUGGACCCCUACAGCCAGGAACAGCGGGAGCAGCUGCAGGCCCUGCGCCAGGCUGCCUUUGAGUCGGAGGGGGAGUCCCUGGGCACCGGGCUGAGUGCCGACCGCCGCCGUUCCCUGUGUGCCCGCGAGUUCCGAAAACUGGGCUUCUCUAACAGCAACCCUGCACAAGAUCUAGAGCGCGUGCCCCCUGGCCUGCUGGCCCUGGACAACAUGCUCUACUUCUCCAGACACGCACCUAGUGCCUACAGCCGGCUAGUGUUGGAGAACAGCAGCCGUGAGGACAAGCAUGAGUGCCCCUUUGCCCGGAGCAGCGUCCAGCUGACCGUGCUGCUGUGCGAGCUGCUCCGCGUCGGGGAGCCCUGCUCCGAAACAGCCCAGGACUUUUCGCCCAUGUUCUUCGGCCAAGACCAGAGUUUCCAUGAGCUCUUCUGUGUGAGCAUCCAGCUGCUGAAUAAGACCUGGAAGGAGAUGCGAGCCACCCAGGAGGACUUCGACAAGGUCAUGCAGGUGGUGCGGGAGCAGCUGGCCCGUACGCUGGCCCUGAAGCCCAGCUCCCUGGAGCUUUUCCGAACCAAGGUGAAUGCGCUCCCCUAUGGGGAGGUGCUGCGGCUGAGGCAGACGGAGAGGCUGCAUCAGGAGGGCACGCUGGCCCCUCCCAUACUGGAGCUACGGGAAAAGCUGAAGCCAGAGCUCAUGGGCCUGAUCCGCCAGCAGCGUUUGCUCCGCCUCUGCGAGGGGACACUCUUCCGCAAAAUCAGCAGCCGGAGGCGCCAGGACAAGCUGUGGUUCUGCUGCCUGUCCCCCAACCACAAGAUGCUGCAGUACGGGGACGUGGAGGAGGGCGCCAGCCCACCCACCCUGGAGAGCCUGCCUGAGCAGCGUAAGGACGAUGGGGCAGGGGUCCGGGUCAGCCACCUGCCCUCCCGAGACCACCCCCUGUCCGGGGACCGCCUGAGUCCCAGUGGUCAGCCUGGCCUUCUUCCCGCAGUCCCUGUGGCCGAUAUCAAGGCACUGCUCACAGGCAAAGACUGCCCCCACGUCCGGGAGAAGGGCUCAGGGAAGCAGAACAAGGAUCUCUAUGAGUUAGCCUUCUCCAUCAGCUAUGACCACGGGGAGGCGGAGGCAUACCUCAACUUCAUCGCCCCAUCCAAACGGGAGUUCCACCUAUGGACAGAUGGGCUGAGCGCCCUGCUCGGCGGUCCCAUGGGCAGUGAGCAGACUCGGCUGGACCUGGAACAGCUGCUGACGAUGGAGACCAAGCUGCGGUUGUUGGAACUGGAGAAUGUGCCCAUUCCCGAGCAGCCGCCUCCUAUCCCCCCGCCCCCCACCAAUUUCAACUUCUGCUAUGACUGCAGCAUCACUGAGCCUUGACAGUGAGGUUGGCCGUGGGCCACAGCUUGCUGGCAUCGGUGACCGUGAAGGGUGGAGGGUGGUAAAACCCGGACACGCUGACCAGCAGAGGCUGCCGCAGAAAUAAAGUCUGCUUGACUCUUGGGUGUGUGUCGAGCCAGUUCCGCAACUGUGGGCCAAGCCUGCCUUCAAAUUUAGCUGGCAAAUGAGAUGGGGCAUCAGACCAAGGUCACUGCUUGGGGCCACAAACCUGGGCGGCCGCAGUUGAGGGGCUGGUGUUGUGAAGGAGGGGCUGGAU
This is a messenger RNA of Zalophus californianus (California sea lion), 2672 nucleotides long. It is a transcript of the gene ELMO3, whose product is annotated as engulfment and cell motility 3. Gene Ontology annotation, biological process: actin filament organization; cell motility. Bases 125 to 2395 code for a protein of 756 amino acids. The transcript is spliced from 19 exons. Lineage: Eukaryota; Metazoa; Chordata; Mammalia; Carnivora; Otariidae. The record is from RefSeq and is a predicted model, not a curated record.